Podarcis lilfordi (Lilford's wall lizard) is the source of this 11799-nucleotide messenger RNA. Lineage: Eukaryota; Metazoa; Chordata; Lepidosauria; Squamata; Lacertidae. The record is from the annotation of a GenBank genome assembly.
AUGUGCUCCUCUCCUUUUCAUCCUCCGCAGGAACCGGAAGUAGGUGGGGGAAAAACGGGAAGCCGGUCUUUACUCGGCGCCUGCCUUGGGCAGCCAUCUUGGAGGGUCGCGGCGGCGGUGGCGGCGGCGGGGAGAGCGCCUGAGGGACCCAGCGAGACGCCCAGGCUGAGAGGCCGACUCCGGCUCCGGCUCCCCUCCUUCCCCCUUUCCCCCGCCCCGAGGCCGCGCAGGGGGGCCCUGAGCCCAGCAGGGAGAGGUGAGUCGAGGAAAGGAGGAGUGGAGGGAGGAGGAAAGAAGGAGCCAGGCAGGCCAAGGAAGGAGGAGCGGGUUUGUGGGGGGAGAAUGUUCUUUUGUUAUUAUGGGGUGCAGCUUCUGGCCUGGGAAGCCGAAUGGCCGUGUCCGACCAAAAGGCCCGCAUCCUUUCUAGGCCGGCGCUUAUGGGGAGCCUCCGAACCCCCUCUCCCUUUGGGGUGGCUCUCCGCAGGAAGUGGGAAAGGCGCGUUGGAAACCACUGCCGCCUGCACUGGCUGGCAGCAGCUCUCCAGGGGUUCGGAGGGCCUUACCUGGAGACGCCGUCGGGGAUUGAACCUGGGGUUUUCGGAGGAGCUCGGCCCCCGAGAUAGGGAUACGGGAAGCUCUGUUUACACCGAGUCCGACCCUUGGCCCAUGUAGCUCAGUAUUGCCUGCACUGACUGGCAGCAGACCCCGGUCAGGGGUCUGUGGGGAGCCCACAACCUCACUCUUCUACAGGGCUUGGGGACAAGGUGCGUUGCAGUUAAGUUUCUGCUUAUAUUACAGAUUGUCGCUUUUGUCCUUCUCAGAGUAGGUGCAUAAAAACCAAUGGACACCAAUGACCAGAGAUUCAUUGAUUUCGACACGUCUUAAGUAGAUCUUACUUGGUUGCUGUAACCCAUUGGGCUAUGUAUAUAACCUAGAUUUACUUGGAGUAGGCCCAUUUGGUUAAUCAACCCAUGUUUAUCAAGCCUAUUAAUUUCAGUGAGUCUGCACAGAGCAGGACCAGCACUUUAAACCACCUGUUGCAUUUUUUGAUUCUGGGGUUGGACUUUUAAAAUGUGCUAGCUAACUCUUAAUCUUUGGUAAUACUUUUUAAAACUUUUAAACACUUGUUUUGUAUUGUUAGCUGUAUGUUAAGCUUCUUGCUUUGUGAGGAGAUUUGCUUAAAAAGUGGGUUAAAACCUAAUAAACAAACAGGGCAUGUUUGCAACAGCCCUCCCCUGUGGAAUGAGCUCUAGCAGCUACGGCUUCUGUCCAGUGCUAAUCCUAGUUGGAGUUGACCCAUUGAAAUUAAUGGGCAUUCCAAAUUUAGGUCCAUUGAUUUUAAUGGGCCUGCUCGUGGAUACAACUCAAUAUUUAGAGAUCUUCUGUCUCUGUACACAGAUGUUCUGCUCUGUUCCUGUGUAUCAUGGCCAAGAACCUCAGAAGAGACACCAAAAGUUCUGCCCGGCUCAGUUUUCUGUUUCUGACAGUGUUCAGCUAGAUGCCCCUAGAUAGCCAAUAAGCAAGACAUGAGAGCAACGUUUUCUUCAUGUUGUUUACUCCUCAGGAACUGGUAAUUGAUAUCUUCUGUAGACUGCUUCUGGUUCUUUGAGAGCCGUUGCUACCCAGAGUACUUACCCUAGGCCAUUGUGCCAUUUAGCUAAGGCAGCUUUCUCUGACUUAAUGGAAGGGCCAUGCAUAGCUCAGUAGUAGAGCUAAUGAGAUACAUAUAGAAGAUCCCCUGUUCAGCCUCUAGAGCCUUCAAGUAGUGCUGGCAAAGGCCUUAUCUGGAACCCUGAGGAGCUGCUGCCAGUGUAGACUGUACUGAGCUAGACAGAUCAGUGAGCUGAUCUGGCGUAAGGCAGCUUUCUAUGUUUUUGGGGGUUCUGUAUAGCAAUCAUGAUUGGUAGCCAUUGACAAAUCUAGGUGAUUUUGUCUAACGUUUAAAAACCCCCAUCAAAACUACUGUAUCUCUCUACUCCUGCACUUCCAUCAGAACUUUUGUAUUACUUCUUCAGAAGAUCUAAUUUCCAUCCAGUCCAGCACCCAGUUUCUCACAGUGGCCAACCAGCUGCCUCUGAGAAUCAGGAUCCGAAGCCCUUUUCUCCAUGUUGUUCACCACAGACAGCUGUUCAGAUGUAUUCUUCUGCCUCUGAUCCUGGAGGUGGCAUAUAGUAAUCACAACUAGUUGCCGUUGAAAGCCUUAUCCUUCUGAAUUUGUCUCAUCCCCUUUUAAAGGAAUCCAAGCCAAUGGUUGUUGCCACAUCUUGCAGCAGUCUGUUCCAUAAGUUAAACAUGCAACUGGGUGCACUUCUCAUUAAUGUAUUAUGCAUUAAUGUUACAUUUUUCAGACGAGAAUUGGGCUAGGUGUAGGUCAUCCAGCUUUAAAGAGCUGGUAACCUCCAGCUCUGGUUGUGUAGUGAGAUGUUCCACUCUCUCGCAGCUACUUAGAUAAAUACCUAGCCAAUUUCCAGUGAGAUCUCACCAAAAUCUUGCAAUAGCUUGCCGUAAAUUGGCGCCUGUGCCAGCGGUGCUUCUGCGCCAGUGGCAGAGGUGGCAUGGCGGGCGGUCUGGGGGCGGUGCAGCAGAGCAGGGUGGCACUUCCCAUUUCACCUCAAGCGGUGAAAUGGGACAUGCCGCCCCUGAGGUACACUGCCUCUGACCAUGGAGGUUCUGGCCUCGGCUCUCAUGGAUGAUUGCUGGUGUUUGGCACUAGUUCCCAACAAAGUAUUUGAUCCUUUCCUAAUAACAUCCUCGGUACAUCAGACCAGCCUGUGUAGUCAUCACAUUCCAGAGUGGCCAUUCAAAUGACUGAAUCUUAAACGCAGCAGCCUUCUGUGUUGUUUGUCACUCUGCCACUUGGUCUCACUUCCUCCGCACCUGAAGGUUUUAAUCCCAGCAAAUCAGCUGCCCAACUCGAUCAAACCAAAGGCCCAUAAAGUCCAGCAGCCUGUACAGCCCACAUGACUCUGGGAUGCACACAAAGCAAGAAACGAAGGCCAAAAUGUUCUGUCACUCCUUGACCUCAACGUGUGGUCUUCAGAGGUGCACUGCCAUUGAACAAAGAGCUGUCCUGCCAAAUGUCUGGGAUCUUUGGCACGGGUGGGGGUUAAGAGGUUGCCUUUGAAGAGUUUCUGGAUGUGGAAGGGCAGCCAUCGAUUGGAAUAGCUGAUUCUUAGGCCAUGUACACACCAUAUGUUAAAGCACGCCCCCUGGAAAAAUCCUGGGAACUGUAGUUUAAGGGUGAUCAGAAUUGCAGCUGUGUGAUGGAUUAAACUACGACUCCCAAGUUUCUUUUUUGUGGGGCUGGGGAGAAAUGGCAGGUAUGCAGCCUUAUUAACAACAGUUAAGUCGUCUAGUAACUGCUAACCUAUUUAGGGUUUUUUGUUUUCAGUUUAUUAUGGACCCACACGGACAGGUAAACAGUAACAAAAAUCCAGUAAUACAGUGCUACCUCAGGCUACAUACGCUUCAGGUUACAGACUCUGCCAACCCAGAAAUAGUGCUUCAGGUUAAGAACUUUGCUUCAGGAUGAGAACAGAAAUCGUGCUACGGCAGCAGCAGGAGGCCCCAUUAGCUAAAGUGUUUCUUCAGGUUAAGAACAGUUUCAGGUUAAGAACAGACCUCUGGAACGAAUUAAGUACUUAACCCGAGGUACCACUGUAUAUCCAACUAAAUGCAGGGCAUAUAAAGCCUAAACAUAUUAAAUAAUAACACCCAAUUUGGAACCAUGAAAUCCAUAUUCAUUAAGACGGCAUGGCGAGGGGAGGUACCUGUAAAUCUGAAACUAAACUAUUUGAAAUAAAAUCCCACCAUAUUGAGCAGAAGUGAUCUUCCUGUCCCUUUGGGACCCAUAACGUAUGUGUGUGUUUUUCUGCCGUAACUAGGUUCCAGAGAUUCUUAGGCCAUAAGAAUAAACUCAGAUUUUUAAACGAUUUCCACUGCUGUUCUAUAGAGAUGCUGCUGCCCACAUCCAUGCCAGAAUUUCCUUUUGGCUGCAUCUUUUCAUCAUGCCUGUCUAUGCGUUUAGUAAGGGAAUAACUGAGGAGAAAUGUGAAUGUGCGUUUUAAUAAUCUUUAAUCUCCUGAUAAAUUUAAUUCCAGAAUAAAGCAGGUUUUGACUCUGAUCUACAGAGACCUUUCUCCUCCCCCCCACCCAAACUUUGGUCGGUGGCUUCUCACAAAGCUCAGAAAGCUUAUUGUGUGCCCAUUCACCCCUCCUCUUCCUAAAAAAAUAGUCCUUGAACUUCUGUGGGACAAGCCAAGCUGUUCCUAACUCCCCAACACCCAUUAUGCUUCUUAACGUUCAUUGUGCUGCUGGAUCAAACAGUCAAAACCCUGAGAGCUUUUUUGGAAUAUUUUCUUUGAGCGUGGUGUGCUUAAAGGGAACUUUUAUCAGUUUGACCUUCGAUAACCAAUAUUGCACAAGAAAAUGUUGAGCUUCUUCUCCCCACCCCUCCACUCCUUUCUCUGAGUCCAGAAGCUGCUUCCCUACCCAGAGUGUAAAGUUAAGGCAAAUUAACUGAAAAAAUGAGAAAACAACUCCUUAAGAAAUUUCCUGGAUUCAGAAAAUCUAACUAACUACUGCCCAGCUGCCAAUCUCCUCUUCUUGGGCAAAGUUCUUUAGUGGGUUUACAUGGACCAGACUGAGGUGCUACUGCAGGAAAAUGAUUUUCUACAUCCAUUUAAAUUGGGAUUUAGGCCUGGUUUUGACACAGAAACUGCUCUGGUCACCCUGUAUGUAUGGUGACCUUUGUUGGGAGACAGACAGGGGAAAUGUGUCCUCAUUAAUCCUUUGAGGGCCUUUGCAAAGGCUCUUGUAGGCAGCUGGGACUUGUUAGUGAAGGUUGAUGUUCUGCAGGUGCCAGAAAGGUGGGCAAAAUUGAGGGACAUCGGUCAAAGUUCUGAUUAGCUUGGCACUGCCCUUCCGCUUUCUGCUCUCCUGCAGUUGCUGGGUUCCAGAGCAUUAGAUUGGCAGCUGUUGCUCCUGGUUUGGCAGUGGGUAAUAGAAGCAUUGCAUGUGGUAGAAAGUCUUCUUGCUGGCGCUGUUGAUCUUCUUGCCAUUGGCUGCCAUCUGCCCUGGCAACACAAACAACUUGGGUGUGUGUAUAUAUAAGUUUGGUGAGACAGGAACUGUGUUGUCCUUCCUGGUCUCGACAUUGUCACCAGCUCUACUCCUGCAGCUUGAAGAACUUGUGCUUGAGCGUUGCCUUUUCCUCUUCCCUCCCCCCCCUUUUCCUCAUGUGCUGUGUCUUUUUAGAUUGUGAGUCCUGAGAGCAGGGAAACUUGUCUUUAGUAAUGAUUUUUGUAAGCUGCUCUGAAAGCCUCUUUGGCUGAAAGGGAAGUUUAAAAUGCUGAAAUAAAUAAAUAAGUGUAUUUUCCCUCCCCCCACCCUCUUUAUUGGCAGAUGAGCAGCAAUAGUAAUAAGCGAGCACCCACGACAGCUACCCAGAGACUCAAACAGGACUACCUGCGAAUUAAAAAAGACCCAGUGCCUUAUAUAUGUGCUGAACCUCUACCGUCAAAUAUCCUUGAAUGGUAAGGAAUGGGGGCCAACUGGGCAGGGGUCACAGCCUUUUGGGUUGUCAUCAAUGUUGGUCCUACACGGAGUAGACCCAUUGAAAUGGAUGGACACAGAUAACUUGGGUAGACUGCGUAGGAUUUCAUUGGAUACAGCCCUCUUCUUUAUUUAUGGUGAAAGCGUGCUUGAUGAGAUCAUCCGACAAACACAGAAGCCUGUUGACCCUUAAGGGAGACAUUCCAUGUAUAUCUACAGGCAAUGACCGUCUUGUCCAGGGAUUGCAUUCCUGACCCCCGCACAUGGCAGUGGAGCGCAUGCAACCCUGCUCCACCCCCUUUUCUGGCCAUUUCUGGGGUUGGCGCAGUGCACACAUGCAUGGUUGCAUGUCAGUUGAAAACACCUAAAACAGUUGUUGCCUGCACCCAGAACCUACUUACUGCAUUUAUAUCUCACCUUUCUUCCACAUUGCUCAGUGUGGCACAACUGGUCUUCCCCAUUAAUCUCCACAACGACCCUGUAAGGCAGUCACUGGCUGAAGGUCACCCACACUUACUGGCCGAGUGGGGGUUUGAAGCCUGGUCUCGCAGGCCUCAACCCAGCACUCUUGACCACUAAACCACACUGGUGUGGUGUGUGUGUAAAUGCACAUAACAUGAUGAGACAUGUCACCCGGAGAAAAUUAAUUGCAAGCCUAGGAUCCGUUCUCUUUAUCAAAUGAAUCAUUACCAACAUUGCUCUGUGAUGCCCCAAAUUUAACUGAAAUCGCAUCCACUUGUAAGUGUUUUUAGACAUGGGAUGAUUCUUCUACCCCACAUCACGAAACUAUACAGUGUUUCUGCAGGGCUGCCUAUAGCGAACCUGCUUUUUGAAGUGGGGAUAUAAUAUGUAACUUAUUUCUUUCCUUUUCCCUAUCCCCCUUCCUUGGAAACUGUGCAAUAAAAGCUCUCCCUUUCUCCCUUAGGCACUAUGUUGUACGGGGACCCGAGUUGACGCCGUACGAAGGUAAAUCGCAGCUACCAUUUGAAAUGCCAGAUAAAAAUAAAGCUAGACUAUGAAGUAAAGAAGCCUUAAAAUGCUCUAACCACACCAACAAUACGUGCUUUAGAUCUGUGUCGUUGCUGGUGGUACUUGGUGACUUCCCCCUUCUAUAUCUAAACCAUUUAUAUACAGUGGUACCUCGGGUUACAUACACUUCAGGUUACAUACUCUUCAGGUUACAGACUCCGCUAACCCAGAAAUAGUACCUCAGGUUAAGAACUUUGCUUCAGGAUGAGAACAGAAAUCGUGCAGCGGUGGUGCAGCCGCAGCAGGAGGCUCCAUUAGCUAAAGUGGUGCUUCAGGUUAAGAACAGUUUCAGGUUAAGAACGGACCUCCGGAACGAAUUAAGUAUGUAACCGGAGGUACCACUGUAUAUAAAUGGUUUAGAUAUAGAAGGGGGAAGUCACCAAGUACCACCAGCAACGACACAGAUCUAAAGCACGUAUUGAUGGUGUUGUCAGAGCAUUUUGAGGAAGGCUUGUUUACACUCCCAGAGUGGCUUAUGAAUACCAGUAAGACAUUCCCUGUCCUCUGACCUGCAGUCCUAAAAAACACGACACGAAAGGACAAGAGAGGGGUAAAGCAAACAUGGGCAUCAGUCCUUAGUUCUUGCAGUGAGCUAACUUGGCUGGAAUGGGAAGAUUUGGGGAGGAGGAGGCCAAAGGUGCUUGUCUUUUCAUCAGAGCUGGUAGAGAGCCCCUGCAGUCCGAUCUCUCCCUUUUCCUACAGAUGCUUCUUACUACCCUGGCUAGAUAAGUUUUUUAGAGGCUCCCACAGCCCAUAAAGCUGUAUCUCUCUUUUUGGUGGCCUCAGGCCUGCUUCAUAUUUGACGUGACCAGUUUGAUUGCCGUUGACAGUCAUUUGUAGUUUUUUUGGGGGGUGGUGGUAGCAGGGUGUGUGUGUUUGAAUUGCCGUCGGGUGUUCAGUGCAUCUGCCAGGCUGAUUUUGAGCAAACCUGGACCUCCCCACCUUUGCUGCUAAUUGAAUACGGGUUGUUUUUAUUUCCUUUCUGGCACUUUAGGUGGCUAUUAUCACGGGAAACUAAUCUUCCCCAGAGAAUUUCCUUUCAAACCUCCUAGUAUUUAUAUGAUAACACCGAAUGGAAGAUUUAAAUGCAAUACAAGGUAAGUAGCUUCCUUUAAUGUCUGCCCGUCCUUACCGUUACAGCCAAUGACUUCAAAGCCGAGCAGUGUCUUAUAGAAAGCUGGAUUCUAAAAUCCAAUGCUGGGUGAGGGGUCGGAGGGGGCAAAGUCAGCCCUCAAUACUGUUCCCCCCACCUCACCUCACUCUGAUAUGUUGGAUCUAAGCUGGUCCACAGAUCUCUUUGCCAAGGGGUCCCCCCCCCUUUUGUCCCAUCAGCACAGGAAGCUAGCUUUUGCAGAGGCAAUCUCUAGGCCUAUCUGUAUCCAGACAUUGUCUGCUCUGGCUGACCAAACUUCUCUAGUCUUGGCGAUUCUCAGCUUUGUUAACCUGGGAUCCAUUUAUGUGGCAAAUGAGCCCUCCUGCAUAGAAAGCACAUGCUCUGCUGUUAAACAAGAUGCAAGGUAUAUUUUUGAGCCCAAGGACCUGAGUAUUGUUAAUUUAAUUUCCUUCCUUCCACUCUUACGUUCCCAGAGUGUGGGUUGCAAACAAUUUUAAAUAUAACUUUAAGAACAGUUUAAAACAAAUCACAAACAAUCUGAGGUGUCAGAGGCCAGGCUGAAGCUUUGCAUCUUCAAGAAUUAUAUGCGAUCUAAAUGGAACCACAGCCAGGAAGCUGGCUACUACAUUUUAGCCCAGUUGGAGCUUCAGCGCCAUCUUCAAGGGCAGUCCCACAUAGAGCACAUUGCAGUAAUCCAGUCGGGGGGGCGAGUUAUAGCUUUCCCUUCUAGGCAGCCUCUGGGUGUGAGUGUGUGCAUUUGCCGGUGAUGGGCAGGGCCGGAGGCAAGAGUAGAUUGAAACAGAUAAGAUGGCGAUGGGACCACAUGUGAGCUCUCUUUUCUAGUCACAUUUUAAGCUGUCUCAAGUAGACAAAGUAACCUUUAUCAAAUCCUUCUGAAACCGACUGGGAGCGGCCAGCUUCCACACUCUCAAGCCCGUUUUAAGACACUUCACCUCCUAGAAAACUCGUGCUGUAUAAAGAGCUUGGGAAUUUGCUCAACCCUUUGGGAGAUUUUGGCUUAAUCUGCAGCAGAGACCAGCAAACUUGUUUCUUUGGAGGGAUAAACAAAGUGUUUAUAAAGAACUCCUCAGUGCUAGCUGACGUUAUCGGUGCUCGAGGACACCAUCAUAAACAGGGAAAAGGAAACAGAGAGAGAGAUAAAGAUGCAAGAGAAUGGAUAGAAUUUUCUCUCGUGUAGGGAGGUCUUUGCAAAAUCUGAAAUAAGUGUCAAUAGAUAUUUUGUUAAUAUCCUAAUGCAACCUUUGGUUAAAGAACCACAUGUCACUUGCCAGAAUAUAAUGUGCAGAAGGUGAGAGGAACCUUGAAAGUACUUUUUGGAGGAUCUGCUGUAUUUGAAAGAGGCGGAAAUAGCCAGUGGAUUGAUAGCGCUGCACUGGGGUCUAAUGACUGAGCUACAGUUUCACGCUUGCUUCCUAAUCAGGACUGUUCUUACUGUCUCAGAUACCUAUAUUGAGGUUUAUGUGCCUUGUUGUCUCAUAUACCUUGUGUCAUACAUUUAAACCGUGUCCCGCCCCCAAGAAUCCUGGGAACUGUAGUUUACGCUUGAUAGAACUACAAUUCCCAGCAACUUUAACAACCUACAGUUCACAUGAUUCUUUGGUUGCGGGGAUGCAAAACAUGCUUUCUUUCUCUUGUUUAAAUGAGUGGGGUUUUUGUGGUGGGAGGGAGGCGGUUUGGUAAGAAUGUAGUUCUGAUGCUCUUUGGUGGAGUUUCGUCUAAUUUUGUACUGACCUUUUCCCUUGCAGGUUAUGUCUUUCGAUUACCGACUUCCACCCGGACACGUGGAACCCAGCGUGGUCGGUCUCGACCAUCUUAACAGGCCUUCUUAGUUUUAUGGUUGAAAAAGGUCCCACUCUGGGCAGUAUAGAAACGUCAGAGUUCACAGUAAGUAACCUCCCAGGGCAGGAUCUGCUAGCUGCCUAUGGAAAAUAAAUAACUGAAUGCUGCGGAGGUCCUCCAAGGUUCAGUUGUUUCAUUUGCAAAAAUGCCGGCUCCAAACUGAUGCCCACCUUUAAUUUUUGUUCCCCGUCUCUCAACAGAAAAGGCAGCUUGCGUCGCAGAGUUUAGCAUUUAACGUCAAAGACAAAGUCUUCUGUGAAUUAUUCCCUGACGUGGUGGAGGUAAGCUUGAACAUUUGGAAACUGGUAUUAGCAAAACGGGAUCAAUGUGCAUGGUGCAAUAGUCACAGUUGGCUGUAGGUUACCUCUAGUAUCACAAGAACACAGGAAGUUGCCUUAUACCAAGUCAGACCAUUGGUCCAUCCAGCUCAAUAUUGUCUAUACUGGGAUUUUGGGAUGGAGUCUAUCCCCCCCUCACCAGCCCUACCUGGAAAUGCCAUUGGGGAUUGAACCCGGGACCUUCUGUGUGCAUUGCAGAUGCUCUGCCACUGAGCUCCUGGUUCAUCUUAGUUUGGCAUGUCUGCACUGACUGACUUGUUGCCCAAGGUGCCAUUCGGUGUCACACAAGCUAAACUGACCAAUGCAUCUAAACCAGUAUAAGACGGCCUUUCUGGGCGACCUUGAUGGCAUCAAUUUUAUUGCACCUAGAGGCAGGGGGGGUACCUAGGAAGCUGCCUUACACUGGCUCAGUACCUUGGUCCAUCUAGCUCGGUAUAGUCUACACAGACUGGCACCUUGUACGCCUCCUUCCGGCAACUCAGGACCACAGUACCUCUUUCCAUAUGAACCUACCUGGACCCUGAGAUCAUCUUCUUAGGCCCUUCUCCCUGUGCUGCCUCCUCGAGAGAACGGGCCUUCUCUGCAGUGGCUCCCCAUUUGUGGAAUGCUCUCUCCAGUGAAGUUCUCCUGGGACCUUCAUUAUGCACCUUUCGGUGCCAGGCAAAAACGUUCUUUUUUAACUUGGCCUUUGGUUGAUCUGAUUUACAUCCUAUGCCCUUUAAAAAAUUUUUUUUUUUGGAGUGGGUUAUUGGGUUUUUGUUUUUAUUUAUUUUGUGGUUUUAUGUCUUGAUUUUAUUCUGUGAACAAUCCUACACCAGUGUGGUGUAGUGGUUAAGAGCGGUAGACUCGUAAUCUGGGGAACCGGGUUCGCGUCUCCGCUCCUCCACAUGCAGCUGCUGGGUGACCUUGGGCCAGUCACACUUCUCUGAAGUCUCUCAGCCUCACUCACCUCAAAGAGUGUUUGUUGUGGGGGAGGAAGGGAAAGGAGAAUGUUAGCUGCUUUGAGACUCCCUAGGGUAGUGAUAAAGCGGGAUAUCAAAUCCAAACUCUUUUCUUCUUCCUGAGACUCCCGAGUAUAGGACAGUAUAUAAAUUCAAUUAACAGCAACAACAACAACUGCAGCCAAGCUGGUGCCAGAUGUGUUUGCUCUGCUUUCCUUUGAACUGCAUCAGUGAGGCCAAGAGGCAGGUCUUGUUGUCUGGGCAGCCCAGGACCUCCAUACAAUGCAUACUGCCCAGGCUUGUACCCCAAGGAGGUCACUUCAGCACUGCUGACACAGCAGUUUGACUUCACCCCAGAGGCGCACUCCACUGUCUCUCGAGACAGACUGGUGCCAACAAUGCAAAUGUUGUUUGCUACAGUUUACGGACCUAAUGUGGUGCUUUUGUUUUUAUGUAAGUUGUUACACUAAAUAUUAACGUAUAAUACGGUCCCUGCCUCUCCCCCCCCCCCCCCCCGGUGAUAUUAUGUAUGUGCACAUGUUUCUCUUUAACGCAAGUUGCUUGUAGACCUUUGGGCGGCAAGUGUCUGGUAUCUGCAAUAAACAAAUCGGUUUGUCAGCGCCAGCACAGACGUUGCCCCUCUCUGAUCUCCCUUCCCUGUUUUUCCCCGUCCCAGGAAAUCAAGCAGAAACAAAAGGCGCGAGAAGAUCUCCACAGCCGGCCCCUGACCCUCCCGCUCCCGGACGUCGUCCCCGACGGGGAAGCCCACCACGUCCAGAACGGGCUGCCCCUCCUCAACGGUCACAUCCCAUUGGCCGCUGCCAACAACCACCCUGGCCUGCAGCAGGCCAAUCGGAACCAUGGACUCCUGGGCGGAGCUUUGGCGAACUUGUUUGUUAUAGUCGGCUUUGCGGCCUUCGCCUACACGGUGAAGUACGUCCUGAGGAGCAUAGCGCAGGAGUGA